UCACCCUCCCAUUAUUCCUCAACAUGAUAUUGGCGUUUCGAAACACUUGUACUGUUUUCUCUCACUACGUGUUAAACCCUAAACCCUACUUCCCUCUCCUUCUCAUUUCCACCCAAAAUUUCUCCGUUCCCAAUUCCACCUUAACAUCUUCUAGUCCUUCACUCUGUAAUAAAGCUCGUUGUUGCUCUACAUUUUUCACUAAUUCAAUGGCGGCUGGUGAUUUGUCCAAUCCUUCGUCGGAGAAAUUGGAGAAACAGUUUGAGGACUUCAGGCAUCAUUUAGAGGAGUCCGGGAAUUUACGGGAGCGAAUAAGAGUAGUGGCGACGGAGAUUGAGUCGGUUACUCGGCACAUUUAUGCUAGCCUUCUUCUCGUUCAUCAGUCUCGCCCUGUUGCUGAGGUUCUAGAGAAGGCUAAGUCUCAGAUCGGAGAGCUGAAGGAACUUUACAGUCGGCUUUCAGAAAUUGUACGUGAAUGCCCUGGUCAGUAUUUCCGGUAUCAUGGUGAUUGGAAGAGUGAAACACAAAUUGUGGUAUCGUUGCUUGCUUUUAUGCAUUGGUUAGAGACCGGGACUCUUGUUCUGCACAAUGAAGUCGAGGAGAAGCUUGGCUUGACACCAACAGAAUUUGGACUUGAUGUUGAAGACUAUCUUAUUGGUAUCUGUUUUAUGUCAAAUGAGUUGCCUAGAUAUGUGGUGAACCAAGUGACAGCUGGGGAUUAUGAUUGCCCGCGUAAGGUUUUGAAGUUCUUGACAGAUCUUCAUGCUGCAUUUCGCAUGCUUAAUCUCAGAAAUGAUUUCUUGCGCAAAAAAUUUGACGGAAUGAAAUAUGACCUUAGGAAAGUUGAAGAAGUUUUUUAUGAUGUAAAAAUCAGAGGCUUGGCUGCCAAUGGAGACUCAGCUGGAGAAAAGCAGGUCCAGGGGCAAUCUUGAAUACUUUUGCACUGACAAGUAAAAUAUGAUUUUGUCUUUUUACUUGGUGUAUGUUUUAGGAUGGGGAGUGGCUCUGGUCCAGUUUUAGUUUUCUACUGUAAUGCCCAGUGCAGGCUUUGAUGCAUGCUAAGUUUUAGUUGCUGCUCUUAUAAUACUCUCCAUGUUUGUUUAACUUUGGAUGUGUACAUGGGAAGUAGGAAAGAGUAGCUUUGAUGACAGUCUGUGUCAAUGAAACAGGAAAGAGUUGAAGUUUAUGCUACUCGUUUUGCGCUA
This is a messenger RNA of Nicotiana attenuata, 1202 nucleotides long. RefSeq names its product translin. Gene Ontology annotation, molecular function: sequence-specific DNA binding; single-stranded DNA binding; RNA binding. Gene Ontology annotation, cellular component: cytoplasm; nucleus. NCBI's taxonomy places the organism in Eukaryota, Viridiplantae, Streptophyta, Magnoliopsida, Solanales, Solanaceae. The transcript is spliced from 7 exons. The record is from RefSeq and is a predicted model, not a curated record. Gene Ontology annotation, biological process: RNA metabolic process. Bases 24 to 929 code for a protein of 301 amino acids.